AUGUCCGCCGCCACCGCCGCGCUCCGGCCAACCGAGCCGUUCCCUCUCCCGAGCGGCCUAUCCCUCGCGCGGCGCCUGAAGCUGCUCCUCUCCUUCUCCCGCGCCGACCUUUCCGUGAGCCCCGUCGACGAGUGGCAGCUCAAGUCCGCGCUCCUCGCCUUCCUCCGCAACCCGCCGCUCUCGCUCUCCCUCCUCCAAGACUCCGACCUGUCCGUCAGCCGCCUCCCGGACCUGCAGAAGCGCCGUCGGGACGAUCCCGUCGCCUCCGGCAUCCUGUACGUCCGCGAUCUUUCCUUCCUCCGCCCAAGCAACCGCACAGGAGACGACGAAGCCGAGAAGAUGACCCCAGAGCAGGAGGAGAAGAAGUACUCACAGUGGCGGAGCUCCCUGAUCGAGAAGCUCGAUGGCAUCGAGCUCAACCAUAAGGGGGUUAUGUACCGGAUGAGUGCCGAGAUCCCCGCCUCAGAUGACUUCAUGGCCAUGAAGAAGUCAUGGGAGGAUUUUUACGCCUCCGAGCUCUUCAGUACUAGGAAUCCGGUGAGGAAGAUAGCAAAAAGACCAGAUACAAUUCUUGUGAGAGGUGUGCCGUCCAGGUGGUUUGCGGAGACGAGGAUAUCGUCGAAGGCGUCCACAUUGGUCACCCACACUAUCUUCUCAGCUCUUGGUAAAAUAAGGACCUUAAAUAUUUCUAAUGAUGAUGAAUUAGAUGAAAAAAAAGAUGAGACUAAUAAGGGUCUCAUAUCUGGACUCAAUUGUAAGGUGUGGGUGCAAUUUGAGAAUUAUGAUGACUUCCACAAUGCAAUGAAGGCAUUAUGUGGGCGGUCAUUAGAGAAGGAAGGAUCACGGUUGAAAGUGAACUAUGAUGUGACUUGGGACAGGGAAGGUUUCUUUCGUAAUACACAAUACGAGCCUGCACAUAACAAACUAGAAGAAAUAGAUGCACCGGUACAUGGAAGGAAGAAACAUUACACCUCGCGAAUCGAAUCAGAUCAUAGGAAGAGAUUCAGGGUAAGUUACCAUGUCAAGUUUUAUGCCAAAAGUUUUCAACUCUGA
Molecule: messenger RNA, 1053 nt
Organism: Triticum turgidum subsp. durum (durum wheat)
Lineage: Eukaryota; Viridiplantae; Streptophyta; Magnoliopsida; Poales; Poaceae
Source: the annotation of a GenBank genome assembly